AUGUCCGCGAAAAUCUACUACGACUCUGAUGCCGAUCUCGGUGUCCUUGCUGAUAAGACGAUAGUUUUCCUCGGCUUUGGCAAUCAGGGUGCUGCACAGGCACAGAACCUACGAGACAGCGGUAUCUCAAACGACAAGAUCAUCAUCGCGAACCGAGAGGACGCCUAUGCGGAAGAUGCCAAAUCGCGCAAGUUCAAUGUCGAGCAUGACUUCUCCAAGGCAGCUGCUGCGGCAGAUAUUCUCUUCUUACUCGUCCCCGAUCAAGUGCAGCCCAGGAUCUUCAACGAGGAAUUUGCCCCUCAUCUCAAGGACGACGUUGCCGUCGUGAUCGCGAGCGGCUACAAUGUGUUCUACAAGCUACUGAACUUCAAGCCCACCCAGGACGUAGUCAUGGUCGCUCCGAGGAUGAUUGGGUCCUCCGUGCGCUCGCUAUACGAGAAGGGCAAGGGCUUUCCCUGCUUUGUGUCAGUUGAACAGGAUGGUACCGGAAAGGCACUAUCGAUCGCCCUUGCUCUCUCACGUGCAAUCGGAGCGACUCGGACAGGCGCCAUUGCCUCUUCUGCUCGCGAGGAGACUGCGAUGGACCUGUUCGCCGAGCAAGCCCUGUGGCCCAACAUCAUCAUGCUUUUCAGGGAGGCCUUCGGCGUGCUGAAGGAAGCUGGUUGCUCGGACGAGGCUCUAUGCUACGAAAUGUGGAUGUCGAAAGAGCCAGCUGAAAUCUUCGAGGCUGCCGCGGAAGAGGGUUUCAUUACUCAACUGAAACAUCAUUCGAGCGUCUCGCAGUACGGCCAACUGAACGGCGCUCUCAAGCUUGACGGCUCUGCCAUUCGCUCACACUUCAAGGAUAUCCUUUACAACCAGGUUCUCAACGGCAAGUUCUGCAAGGAGUUCUCCCAGAUCGAGACCGAUCUCGAGAAAGAGGGCGAUGCAAACCCGUUGAACGCACUUUACAAGCAGGCAGAAGAGGGCGAGAUGGGUCAAGCCGAGAAGCGUGUUCGUGCAAGAUUGGCAGGGCUUCUCUAG
Punctularia strigosozonata HHB-11173 SS5 is the source of this 1023-nucleotide messenger RNA. Its product is annotated as IlvN-domain-containing protein. The transcript has 7 exons. The coding region runs from base 1 to 1023 and encodes 340 amino acids. NCBI's taxonomy places the organism in Eukaryota, Fungi, Basidiomycota, Agaricomycetes, Corticiales, Punctulariaceae. Gene Ontology annotation, biological process: L-valine biosynthetic process. Gene Ontology annotation, molecular function: ketol-acid reductoisomerase activity. The record is from RefSeq and is a predicted model, not a curated record.